UUUUUUUUCUUGGGAGUUAGGUGGACGUAAAAGCAGUAGCUUUGUUUCUAACGGACAAUAACGUGCUUCAACUGAUUGACCAGAUUGAAUGGAGAAACAGCAGCAUAUCUGUAUUGAUUUCAACUAACCGUGACCUGACCUCUAGACUUCACGAUAGUCUGUCAACCAAGCAGUUGUCAGAUCUUUCAAAUGUCUUGUUUCUUUGGCCCUGUAGUGAUGAAGUACUUGAGUUUAGGAAUAUGAUCGAAGGUAUCGCGGUACCUACCCAUCCUCUAAUAAAAGAACUAUGGCACUCAACGAAUGUCACUACAGGACAAGAGUUUGUACACAAAGGCUUCGUCUUUCCUGGGGGGAUGAAAUCCUUCACUCUUCCAUCUUCCGAGAAGGUAUCUACAAGCCACAAAUCUCUAAACACAAUUAAGGCAGUGUGGACGUUAGCCCUAGGCUUGAGGGCAGCUCAACAUAGACAGUGUCAUAACAAAGAUUGCCUCUCAGAACAGAAAGCCCUCGGACCUGCUGUGCUACAAGCUUUACAAAAUGGUGAAAAGUUGCUGUUGGAAACUCACACAAAGUCCCCAGAUGACAAAAAUAUCAUGUUCGAGGAUGUUUUCCUUAACUAUGGGCAAGUCGUACUGAAAACUCUGUCAUUUACUGGGCGUUUUCACGAGGUUGGACGCUACAGUAGCAAGGUGGGCUUGAUCACUCGUAAGAACGUACUACUUCCACCGCGAACAACUGCAUCUGACCAUCAUGUACCUCUUUCCACUAUCGAUACGAACUACGAGCACAAACUUUGUAAUCUCCAAAGUUCCAGCCAAAAAAGAUUAGAAAAUGUGAUGGCAGUUAACGUGAAAAACGUCAGCUUUGGCGCGUGGAACACUAAAACUUGGUGUUCCGUCUGUGUUGCACUCUCUGGAACUGGUAUUCUAGUUCACUCUAUAUGUCUUAGUGUUUCUUCUGGUGAAGAUUUGUGACAAGACGGUAAAGAAGAAUACUGUCGUAAUUUCCAUAUUUCAACUUAUAGCUCUAAUAACAAUGUAUUUAGGAGCUUUGUUGUUUACUUUCCAGCCUUCAUUUACAACCUGUACCACGCGUAAGGUAGUUAACAAUGUAGCCUACGCCUUCAACUAUGGGUGUCAUCUCCUUCGUGGCAUGACUCUUCGUUCC
Limulus polyphemus (Atlantic horseshoe crab) is the source of this 1167-nucleotide messenger RNA. RefSeq lists its product as uncharacterized. The transcript has 2 exons. The record is from RefSeq and is a predicted model, not a curated record. The coding region runs from base 240 to 974 and encodes 244 amino acids. Lineage: Eukaryota; Metazoa; Arthropoda; Merostomata; Xiphosura; Limulidae.